Messenger RNA from Uloborus diversus, 4253 nucleotides. It is a transcript of the gene TppII, whose product is annotated as tripeptidyl-peptidase 2-like. The transcript is spliced from 30 exons. The record is from RefSeq and is a predicted model, not a curated record. Gene Ontology annotation, cellular component: cytosol. Gene Ontology annotation, biological process: proteolysis. Bases 66 to 3902 code for a protein of 1278 amino acids. Lineage: Eukaryota; Metazoa; Arthropoda; Arachnida; Araneae; Uloboridae. Gene Ontology annotation, molecular function: tripeptidyl-peptidase activity; serine-type endopeptidase activity.
AUUCGCUUCCGGCGGCUGAGGCAGAAGUCUGCUACUUUUGUCUUCUCCGGUGGAUUCUGUAGAUAAUGGCUUGUGACACAGGAGCAGAUUUUCCAGUUUGGGCAUUGUUACCGAAAAGAGAAACUAACGUCUCCAGCUUUUUAACGAAGUAUCCAGAAUAUGAUGGUCGCGGAACUGUAAUAGCGAUUUUAGAUUCUGGUGUUGAUCCUGGAGCGAAAGGUUUACAGAAAACUAGUGAUGGAAAGCCUAAGAUCAUUGAGAUGAUGGAUGCUACUGGUUCUGGGGAUGUUGAUACAUCUACUAUUGUUACUGCUGUUGAUGGCUAUAUCACUGGGCUUACAGGACGACAAUUAAAGAUUCCAUCAACAUGGGCUAAUCCAACUGGUAGAUUUCAUAUUGGAGUGAAGAAUGCAUAUGAACUUUAUCCUAAAUCAUUGAAGGAACGUAUCUGUAAAGAGCGAAAAGAAAAACAUUGGGAUCCGUUUCAUAAAAUGUUAAUUGCUGGAGUCUCUAGAAAGAUACAAGAAUUCAGUAGCCAGAAUCCGAAUGUUCUCCAGCUUUCUCAAGCACAAAAGUUGCAGAAAGAAGAAUUAGACUCCCAGUUAGAAAUUUUAAAUGGUUUGGAGAAAAAAUAUAAUGAUACUGGCCCAACAUAUGAUUGUAUUGUCUUUCAUGAUGGAAAGAAAUGGAGAGUGGCUAUUGACACAACUGAAAAUGGUGAUUUGGAAAACUGCAGUCUUCUUGGACCAUACUCAGAAACUCAUGAGUUUGCAAUGCUUACUACUGCUGACAGGUUGAACUACUGUGUCAAUGUCCAUGAAGAUGGCAAUCUCUUAGAAAUAGUGAGCAAUUCCACUGCUCAUGGUACCCAUGUUGCAAGUAUUGCAGCUGCAUAUUUUCCCAAUGAACCAGACAAAAAUGGUGUUGCUCCAGGUGCUCAAAUAAUAAGCAUAGGAAUUGGAGACUUGCGCUUAGGCUCGAUGGAAACUGGAGCUGCUUUAAUACGUGCUUUUGUCAAAGUGAUUAGCAGUCAUUGUGAUGUGAUAAAUAUGAGUUAUGGUGAACAUUCCCAUUGGUGUGGUGGACGAAUAAUGGAAUUAGUUCAUCAAGUGGUUGAUGUGCAUGGUGUGAUAAUGGUUUCAAGUGCAGGAAAUCAUGGUCCAGCAUUAUCUACUGUUGGUACUCCUCCAACAAUGCCAUCUAACUCUGUGAUUGGCGUUGGAGCAUAUGUAUCUCCAGAUAUGAUGCUAGCCGAAUACUCUUUAAGAGAAAAACUACCUGGUGUAGGUUAUACUUGGACAUCUCGGGGUCCUGGGUCAAAUGGUGAUCUUGGUGUUAGUAUAUGUGCUCCAGGUGGUGCUAUAACAUCAGUUCCAAAUUGGACUUUACGAGGAGCACAGUUAAUGAAUGGAACAUCUAUGAGCUCACCUCAUGCUGCUGGUUGCAUCAGUGUUUUACUCUCAGGAUUAAAGCGAAAAGUAAUUUCAUAUUCGCCCUACAGUGUCAGAAGAGCAAUUGAAAAUACUGCCUUAAAAGUUAGCACUUAUGAAGUAUUCAGUAUGGGCCAUGGAUUAUUGCAGGUAGAGAAAGCUUUUGACCACUUAGUAGAGUACUCAAAAUGCAUUGAGCGGAAUAUUCGUUUCCAAGUAACUUGUGAACAGAAAAACGGGAUCUACCUUCGAGAAACAUUCCAUGUCCACCGGCCGUAUGUUGCAAACAUAUCAAUAGAACCAAUAUUUUUAGGAGAUGCUUUUGCAGAUGCAGAGAGCAAAAUCAACUUCCAAAUGAACUUGAAAAUUACUUGUGAUGCUACAUGGGUGUUUGUUCCUGCCAACUUGACUCUUAUGUAUUCAGUUCGCUCCUUCAGUAUCCGAAUUGAUCCAUCUGGUUUGCCAGUUGGAGAAUAUUUUGCUAUGGGCAAGUAUUAUAUCAAAGGUUUUGAUAGUGCUUGUAUUGAAAAGGGUCCAGUAUUUCACUUUCCUGUUACAGUCUUAAUAAGCAGAAAGUUGAAUGACGGAGCUUGUUGGAAUGUAUCAUCUUGUACAUUGCCAACAGGAAAAGUUAUUAGAGAAUUCAUUGAAGUUCCUGCUGGUGCAACAUCUGCUGCAUUGCGUGUUGCUUCUUGUGAUACAAAAAAUAGUUGUUGCGUUGUUGUCCAUGCUGUUCAAAUCCGCCCACAAAUGUAUUGUAAGGCACAGGAGUACUACAAAAUGCUGCGUUUAGGGCCUAAAGAGGAGUACUUAUGCACUUUAUCAGUAAAAGAAAAACUUGUUUUAGAAGUUGUUCUGGUACCAUGGUGGACUUCAUUAGAAUCUGUUGUAAUUAACUACAAUAUUUCUUUUCGUGGUCUUAUGCCUGAUUCAUCAUCUGUUGUCAUGCAUGGCGCUGAUGGAAUUCAUCGCGUAGAUGUCCAUUCUUCUUUAAUAUAUGAAGACAUGAGUCCAACAGCUGUACUGAAAUCACAUGUUGUUGUUUUAAGGCCUGUUGAUUCCAAAAUCAACCCUUUAAAAUCUAGAGAUGUGAUUCCGAUUGGACGUCAAGUGUAUGAAUUGCAGCUCACAUAUACAUUCAAUGUUCCAAAAGCAACUGAGAUAACUCCUGCAUUCUCUUUACUUUCUGAACUGCUGUAUGAAUCUGAAUUUGAAUCUCAACUUUGGAUGUUAUUUGAUGUUAAUAAGCAAUUAAUUGCCACUGGAGAUGCUUAUCCAUCUAAGUAUUCUGUCAAGAUUGAGAAGGGGGACUAUACCUUGAAAUUGCAAAUCCGUCAUGAGGAGCGCAAUCUCCUUGAAAAAAUGACUGAUAGUCCUCUUUUGAUUAGCUCAAAAUUGUCAUCUAAUUUGUCAUUUGAUAUUUACGAUAAACUUUCUCAAGCAUUGGUUAAUGGAAAGAAAUUUAGUUCACAUGUUGUUGUUCCUGGUUCUACAGUACCUCUGUUUCUAGCACCUAUACCGACUGAAAAAUUUCCUAAAAAUUGUUUGCCUGGUCAUUAUCUUACUGGCUCCAUAACAUUUACAAAAGAUGAUUCAGUGAAAAAAAUUGAUAUAUUCCCUUUAAAGUACAUUGUACCUGAAUUACCAAAAAAGGCACCUAGCCCUAAACAUGGAACAGAAGAAAAGACUUUAGAGGAAGAAUUUGUUGAGGAAGUAAAACAAUUAAAACUUUCAUGGUUGGCCAAACUUACUGGGAAAAUAUCAAAAUGUUUGUUUGAUGAAAUACUUACCAAAGAGAAAGAUAACUUAUACCCUGUUCUACUAGCAAGAUUACAAUCAUUAGAUAAAGAAUAUGAGAAAUAUCCUCAUUGCAAAAGAAUAAAAGUUCAUUUGCUUGAAAUCAUGAAGUUAGCAGACCAACUUUUAGCAUUCUUUAACACAAAUGAAAUUUUAGCUUCUCUUGGAAGUAAAAAUGACAAGAAAGAAAGCAGUAUUCAUAAGAAGUAUGAACAAGAAAAGAAUUGUGUAAUUGAAGCUUUAGUGAAAAAAGGAAAAGCUAUGUGCAAUUAUUUGACUCUUAAACCAUGUACUGAUGAGGAAGUAGUUGAUACAGAAGAAAAAAGUGGCGACCAGUCUGCUAAUGAAGAACUAUCUCAAGCUGAUAUUGCUAACAUUAAAUCUAUGGAAGAUACUCUAGCUGUUUCAACUGAUAAAAUUGAUGAAAUCUACUGUGAACUCCAAAAAUUUGUUGAUAUGACUGAUUCUAAGGUAGUUGCUUUUACUGAAAAACAAGCAAUGCUACAUGGUCAUUAUGGAAGAGCAUUAAAGUUAUUAAAACAUGAUGAAAAGCGAAAUCUUGACACUGAAAAAAAAUGCAUUAAACUUUUCCAGCAACUUGAUUGGAGUCACUGUGCCACCUUUUUUGAAAGAGGACUUCUUGUGCGAUUUCCUCUAUCAUUUAGACUAUUUUGAAGUUAAGGAAUUUAAUUUUAAAUUGCUAGCUAUCUUUUAUACUUGACUACAAAUAAAAUUUUUUAUGGCUCCUAAUUUUAUUAAAUGAAAGUGCAUUCUAAGACUUAAAUAUGUAUCUAUCAGUUUUUAUCCUAACAAAUUACUAGAUUACUCUUGCUUAUGAGAUUCAAUAAUGCUCGCACUGCUGUAAUAAUUCUUCAGAUCAAACAUUCAAGAUUCAUUUCAAGCAACUACUAUGCUACAUUAUAAUUUUGUAUUCAACUGCUUUCCUGCUAAAGUGAAUUAAUAAAGAAAAGUAAUAUAUUAAAUAAUUGUAAAAGGUGUUCCUGUUAAUAAAAAGAAGAAAAAUGU